Messenger RNA from Cyclocybe aegerita, 1464 nucleotides. The record is from the annotation of a GenBank genome assembly. Lineage: Eukaryota; Fungi; Basidiomycota; Agaricomycetes; Agaricales; Hemipholiotaceae.
AUGGUCUCUUCAAAUCCCCUUUUUCGUGGCACAUGGACAGCCAAAAAGUUUCAGGCAACCGUCAUAAACGACAUCUGGCCUGAGGUGCUCUUCUUCUCGCUGGUGGCGACGAUGGUGGUCUUGGUAUCUGAAAACAAAUACAACCUUGGCAUCGGAAACCCUCUCUUGACUGUGCUUGGUACAGUGCUUGGUCUAGUCAUUUCGUUCAGAACAUCGUCUGCAUACGAACGGUAUCAGGAUGGGAGGAAGAUGUGGACGAACAUCAUCACUGGCUCACGGAACCUCGCUCAAAUGUUCUGGGUCCACAUCCCCGUUGACAGAACAGGCAAAGGAGACGCUGCCAAGAGCACGAUGAUUCAGAACAUCAUCGAGAAGAAGUCCAUGGUUAAUCUCAUUCUGGCGUUUGCAGUAUCUGUCAAGCACUUCCUUCGUGGGGAACGUGGAGUGUACUACGAGGACCUCUAUCCUCUAAUCUCCUUCCUGCCUCGCUACGCCAACGGUGCCCAUGGUCCGGAGGGCGACAAGCUCCCACUCUGGCACGAUGAUGACGACGAGAACUACCGUCCCGUUGACACUCCCGCCACCGAGCUCGGCCGCGAGAUGUCCCUCUCCCGCGACACGACACACAACGGUGCUUCAGACCCGGAGAAGGCCCUCCCUCUGCCGCUCCCGCGGGUUGCCAGCGAUCGCCCACUCAAGCCCGCCCGGAACCCUCCGUCGACGUCUAUUUAUGAUUACAUUCCUUUGCUCAGGCUCUUCAAGUGGAUUGCAAGAAAGGUGUCACGCCGUGCCCGGUCCAGGCAGAGCGGGCAACGUCCCAGGCGGAAGCGCAAUCAGGACCUUGUUGAGAGUCAGAUCCCGCUGGAGAUUAUUCUUGUCCUGUCGAACUACACAGCUGUCUGUAUGAGCCGCGGGCUCCUCCACCCAGCAAUUGCCACUGGUGUGACGUUUAAUUUGACUCUUCUCCAGGAUACCGUCUCCAACCUUGAGCGCAUUUGUAACACCCCGUUGCCAUUCGCUUAUCAGGCUCAUCUUCGCAUGUCCCUCUGGCUAUAUCUCCUGUUCCUUCCGUUCCAGAUCUACAACCAAGCGAAGUGGAUCACGAUCCCCGGUACCGCUUUUGCUUCGUUCUUACUUCUUGGGUUCCUUGAGAUUGGUCAGGAAAUAGAAAAUCCUUUUAAUUACGACUUGAACGACCUUGACCUCGACUACUUCUGUACUGUUGUCCAGCGCGAGCUUCACCUCAUCACUGCCAACACAACCCCCGACCCGAGCGAGUUCCUUUUCACUGAGCUGAACCAACCGUUUGCACCAGUGGACCGUCGUUCUGCCAAAGAACUCGUCGAAAGCGGGACGGAGUACGUUGCGCCCCACGCUGCGGACAAGACCGAACCUGGUAUUGACAGCAUCCGCCGCACCCUCGUCAAAGGCUGGAAGGAUGUCGACACCCUCACCAGGCGGUAG